Penicillium maclennaniae is the source of this 2511-nucleotide messenger RNA. RefSeq names its product M protein repeat protein. Gene Ontology annotation, cellular component: endoplasmic reticulum; Golgi apparatus. The record is from RefSeq and is a predicted model, not a curated record. NCBI's taxonomy places the organism in Eukaryota, Fungi, Ascomycota, Eurotiomycetes, Eurotiales, Aspergillaceae. The transcript is spliced from 4 exons. The coding region runs from base 1 to 2511 and encodes 836 amino acids.
AUGGCGCAGAAUUCGCAAACCCAAAAAGCAAAAUGGGGCGUGGGUAACUUUUUUCAACAAGCGGUGGCCGGUGUCGAAUCACGCCUAGACAACAUUUUAUUGGACGACGAGGAAAGAAAGAAAGCGGCGAACGCGAAGCCCGCCGAGGCGAAGAGUACUGAAGCACCUGUCACUAAAUCUCCUGCUAGCUCAAUUUCUCGCAGUGCAUCAACUGCGCGCCGGAAUGACCGUCUUCAAGAACGUCUGGCGCGAGCCAUGGUCAACAAGAGCACCUCAAAUCGGACUUCAGAAUCCUCGCCCGGUCAGGUCUCCUCUCCUGAGGCUAGCCCGCGACCGAGUAGUGAUGCGCGUUCAAGUAUGGAUAUAGAUUCCAGUCUUGCAACUUCCACGGCCGUUACAGACGCCAUUAAACCUCCGACAUUGACAGAAGCAAACCCCGCAAUGGAGGGCUCGGCGGCGAGAACAAGUGAAGACUUGUCGGUUUCUGCCAGGCCAUCUGUCGACAUCAGUAUCACAGAAUCAAAUCCCAGGGCUUCUCGAGAUGCGGGUGAGCGGGAUCAGGAGCUGCAGAGCACUGAUCACGAUCCAGUCGAAGCAAAUGAGGCACGCAGUGCUCGUACGUCGGUUGAAAGCCAACGGGCGAGCCUCGAUGCGCCUCCGGAGAUUCGUGCGGGCGACGACUUCGAGUCUCAGAGACAGGAAGAAAUCCAUGGAUAUAUUGAACGGAUUGAUGCACUCCAGUCAAAGCUCAAAUAUCUUGCCAAAGAGGCAGCGGAAUCAGCCAAGAAUGCUGCGGCUACUGCUUCCCCAGGUAGUGCCAAGAAGCAACUGCUAGAAAAAGACGAAAAGAUUGCGCUCCUUCUUGAAGAGGGCCAGAAGCUGUCGAAGUCAGAAAUGGACCACCGCAUCGCUCUCAAAAAGCUUCGACAGCAGCUCGCCGAUAGUUCGAAGGCUCAACUUGAAAUGAAGAAGAGAACAGAGAAGUUGGAAAGGGACCUACAUAGCUCUGAGGCUCGAGCAAAGCGAGCCGAGGCCGCGGAGAAGCGAGCGAAUGACUCCUUAUCGUCCCAAAACAAGGUGGCCAAGGACCUUGAAGCCGUGACAAAUGAACGCAACGCCCUCGCUCAGACAGUACAGGAAAUGAAAGGUCAGCUGAGCCGGGCCGCCGCCCGUGCUGAAGCCGCUGAGUCCAAAGCUACGUCUGAUGCAUUAGAAAAGGAAAAAAGCAGAGCCAAUGAUCUGGAAGAAGAAUUGUCUACUCUCAAGAUUGAGCGUGACAUCAGCCUAGAGAAGUCAAAGAAGGAGAUCAACGAGUUGAAAGAGAAGAUCGAUCAAGAGAGAGAAAGGGCGCGCAUGCUUGAGGUUGAAUUGAAGAGUGAGCAGUCAGUUCUAGAAAGCAAGAUGGAGAGCCUUCGGUCUCGCGCAGAAGAAGCUUCGUCCGGAACAACUGGAGAGACUCAGGCCAAACUUCUGCGCCAGAUCGAGACCCUUCAGACUCAGUAUUCCGUUGCCAGCGAGAACUGGCAUGCUUUGGAGGGCUCUCUGCUUGCCCGCUUGGCCAAUGUGGAGAAGGAACGAGAUGAUACGAGCCGCAGAGAGGCUGAUUUGCGCAAGAAGAUUCGAGAGCUGAACCUCAAAACCAAGAAACUCGAAGAAGAUGUCGAGAAUGCCAAAGAAGCCGAGCGGGAAAUCGAGAGCAAACUCGAAGAUCGUAUGCAGGAGUUGCAGAAGAUGCAGCAAAAAUUCGAGAGAACAACCGAGGACCUCGCUGCGGCACAGAAGGACGCGAUCGAGCAGAAGAAGGUCUCUGAUGCGACAUGGUCGCAGAAGCUCGAGGAAGAGCGGGCCAAAUGGCGUGAGCAGCUCAGUAGCUUGCAACAACCACGAGCCGUGUCACCCGUUCCAUCUACCCGCCGGUCGAGCAACCUAGAAGCUAUUCCAUCUGGUCUCUUGGAUUAUCGCCCGGAAUUCGUACCCGCGUCUAUCAACCCGGGAGCACUUUCUCCACCGCCGCUGAACACUGGGCCUCCAUCAAUGAUAUUGGAGACGCCUUCCAUUACCUUCGAGCCGGAUGAAUUUGAGACUGCUACUCCCGUCACUCCGUCUGCAUAUGGAGGCACCCACGCUGCUGGUUCUCGCGGUAUCAACGACAUCAUUUCCGAGUCGACUAUCGGUGCAGGCCCGUCUGUGCAGCUGGUCGAGCGUAUGAGCGCUACGGUUCGUCGAUUGGAGAGCGAGCGUGCUGGAUCUAAGGACGAACUUGCACGUGUCACCAGCCAGCGCGAUGAGGCUAGGCAACAAGUUGUUGACCUCAUGCGCGAGCUCGAGGAAAAGAAAACUUCCGAUUCUCGUGUGCAGGAACUUGAAGCAAAACUUGCUGAUAUCGACCAGCGGUAUCAAACAACCCUCGAAAUGCUCGGUGAAAAGAGCGAGCAGGUUGAGGAGCUUCACGCAGAUAUCGCUGAUCUCAAGAAGAUAUAUCGCGAGCUGGUUGAUAGCACGAUGAAAUGA